GCGGACAAAUCCAAAAUUUCAGUUUGCGCGUUUAAUUUCUUUUCGGUCCAGAAAUAACCGAACAUAAAGUGGUCCUUCGAGCCGGAUUUGCAGUCCACAAAUGUAGCAGCGCACUUUUCCGUCCGGUCAAUAAAAGAACGUAUACGCAAGGUGAAAGAACUUCGUUUGUGCAUCAACUGUCUGAGCAAUAAGCAUUUUUUGGCGGACUGCCCUAGCUCCUCUUGUCGUCGAUGCUCAGACAGACAUCACACAUUGCUGCACCUUGAAUUCUCCCAACCGAAACCCGAUAUGAAAUAUGAUUCCAACUCUCGUGGUCGCGAUAAUCAGCCGAAACCUCCUAAUCCUGAUGGUCAAAAUUACCGGUCUGCCCCAACCUCGUCUGGUCAAACAAAUCGUUCAGUUCAGAGUACCCAGAACUCGUCGUCCAACCCCUCAUUGACUCAUGCAACCGUGACAUCCAAACAGGUUUUGCUUUACACUGCAACCGUCGUGAUUGAAAAUUCUUACGGCGAACGGUUUGACUGUCGUGCCUUGUUAGAUGGUGCAUCUAUGGCCAACAUCAUCACUAAAGACUGCGCCAAAAAGCUGAGCUUGAAGUCUAGAUCAACUAACAUGGAACUAAGUGGAGUGUGUCACCAACAUUCAAAAAUUCGUCGUAUUGUGCGAGCCUUUGUUAUGUCCAGACACUGUGACUACGCAAGAUUUAUCGAGUUCCUUGAAGCAGACAACGUCACUGCGAAUCUUCCUCUACAACCCUUUGAAACGUCUUCUUGGAAAUUACCUGACGAUGUUAUUCCCUCUGACCCCUCUUUCAACAUACCAGGGCGAAUCGACAUGCUUCUCGGUAUGGAAUUGUACUGGGAAAUAUUUCCUGGAAGGCAAGAGUUUAUGGAUGGAAAAUUUUCGUUCCGUGAAACCAAGUUCGGCUGGGUAGUUGGUGGAAUAAUUGAGCGACAGGGCGAGUUUACCGAAACUGAUGAUUGUUUCUGCAACGUUAUGACAAAUGAAGAGUUGCAUGAGAAACUUAAAAGAUUUUGGGAAGUUGAGGAACUCCAACCAUCAGAAUCAGUCUCUGAGGAAGCAUUAGCCGAAACUCAUUUUUGUGACACGGUCGAAAGAACAGCUGAUGGUACAUAUAUAACUAGACUACCGUUUCGAAAGGGAGCUACAUUGGGCAAUUCUUUAAAUCUUGCUCACCAAAGAUUUCUUGCUAUGGAAUAUCGCUUACUCAAGAAUCCCACAUUGUAUGAUGACUACAAAGCGUUUAUGGCCGAAUAUUUAUCCAUGGGCCAUAUGAUAAAAAUCGGAACUAUCGAUACAGUGGUUGACGGUCCAGACCAGUACUUCCUUCCCCACCACCCUGUCCUCCGACCAUCUAGUAGCACCACCAAAUUACGUGUCGUUUUCAAUGCGUCCUCAAAAACUUCGAACGGUCAGUCCCUGAACGAUAAUCUUUUGGUCGGCCCAACCAUUCAACAGAAUUCGGCAGAUAUUAUUUUGAGGUUUCGAAAACAUCGAGUCGCUAUGUCAGCUGAUAUUUCAAAAAUGUACCGAAUGAUAAAGAUGCACCAAGAUGAUCAACGGUUCCAAAAAAUUCUGUGGCGAUCUAGUCCUGAUAGUGAAAUAUCUGUGUAUCAGUUGACAACCCUCACGUACGGCACGGCCUGUGCUCCCUUCAGCGCUACUAGAUGUCUUCUACAACUCUGCCAAGACGAGAAAGAUCGUUUUCCUUAUGCUGCGGCUCGUGGUACUACUGACUUCUACAUGGACGAUGCAUUGACCGGUGCGGACAGCACUGACGAAGCAAGGACUCUACAAACUGAACUCAUCGAAAUGUGUUGUUCCGGAGGGAUGGUUCUGCAUAAAUGGUGCUCCAACGAUAGCAAAAUCCUGGAUGCUGUUCCCAGCGAGAAUCAAGAACAAAAGACUUGCGGAUGUACGAAGCGUGAAAUUCUGUCAGACGUGGCAAAGCUGUAUGACCCGAUCGGACUGAUCGGUCCUGUGAUUCUGACAGCCAAGUUGAUUGUUCAGGAGGCAUGGAAAAGCGGAUAUGGCUGGGACGACGUUGUAGACGAAGGGUUGAAAAACAAGUGGCUAAAAUUUCGCUCUCAAAUUCAACUAGUAGACCAAAUCAAAGUCCCGAGGUGUGUGCUCCCUAAUAACCAAUUAAAGUCCAUUGAACUACAUGGCUUCUCCGACGCUUCGAAAUCGGGCUACGGAGCCUGCGCGUAUGUAAGAUCGGUCGAUUGCGAAGAUAAAGUGUCGGUUCAGCUCCUUUGCUCAAAAUCGCGUAUAGCUCCAAUUCGUAAAACAGAGGAGGAACAGUUAACUAUUCCAAGACUCGAGUUAUGCGGCGCUCAUGUUUUAGCUCAAAUCAUUGAAAAUGUGAAACGAUCUUUUGAAAUUACCUUUGACCAAAUAAUUCUUUGGAGUGAUUCCAUGGUAGUAUUAACUUGGAUCCAAACACCAUCUACUAAGCUCAAAACAUAUAUUUCUAACCGAGUAGAUUACAUCCAAAAAACGACCAGUCCAGCUUUGUGGCAGCACAUUGGCACGAAGGAGAACCCAGCCGAUGCCCUGUCACGAGGACUCAUGCCGAACGAGAUUGUCGACUUCGAUAAAUGGUGGCACGGGCCGUGCUUCCUGCAGAACAUCGAGGCUACAUGGUUAUCUGACGACAAGCCAAACAUCGAAAUCGAGGACAUCCCAGAACUGAAGGCAUUGGUGAGCGUGGUCAACGAGCGGUUCAGCAUCUUCGAAAAUAUUGGCAGCUUCGAAUCGAUGCUACGCACGAUGGUCCAGAUGCUGCGAUUCAUCAGAAAAAAGCCGAAACAACCCUGCACGUUUCGGACGAAUGUGUAUCACGUGCUGGAACUCAACGAUGCUUUGGUGAAAUUGGUGAAGCUAGUCCAAGAAGAAGUUUUCUCUGACGUCAUCGAAAAACUUCGCAACGGCAAGUCAAUUCCCCGAGACAGUCAUCUGCUAACUCUCGGACCAUAUCUCGACGACGACGGUGUGAUGCGAGUUCGUGGACGACUUCAAAAGGCGCAGAUUCCCGAGGACAUGAAGAACCAAAUGAUCCUCCCUGCAGACCAUCCGUUCACAGUAGCAUUGAUACGGUCGUAUCACACCAAGUACCUCCACGCAGGACCUCGUCUUACCAUCGAAGCUCUACGCCAAAAGUUCUGGAUUGUACGAGGACAAAACAUAGUGAAGAAGGUGAUUCGCCAAUGUACCAAGUGCUUCAGACGAAACCCGAAAAUUUUGAGUCAACCUGUUGGCGAGCUUCCUGUCUGUCGAGUCGAGCAAAAUUAUCCUUUCUACAACACCGGAGUAGACUUUGCUGGGCCUGUGAGUUUACAGCAACGAAACCGAAGAUCGACGGUCACGUACAAGGGCUACAUCGCUGUGUUUAUUUGCAUGGCGACUCGGGCGAUCCAUUUGGAGCUGGUCGGGGACCUGACAUCCGAGGCGUUUAUUGGGGCUCUCCAAAGAUUUGUCGGACGACGAGGUAAUUGUGCUCAUAUAUAUUCAGAUAACGGUCGGAAUUUUUUAGGGGCGAAGCGAAUCCUCGCAGAGCUGCGAAAGUUGUUUUGCGACGAACAGCACCAACAAUCCCUGGUCAACUACUGCUGCGAAGAGUUCAUCUCUUGGCACUUCCAGCCACCUUACUCUCCUAACUUUGGUGGCAGCUGGGAGUCUGGUGUAAAAUCUAUGAAAACGCACCUACGAGCAGUGUUGGGCAACGCAGUGCUAACCUACGAAGAGAUGUCGACGGUGCUGGCGCGGAUCGAGGGGGCCCUCAACUCGCGCCCAUUGUGUCCUCAAUCAACCGAUCCGGGUGACCUGACCGUUCUCACCCCGGGUCAUUUCCUGAUCUUCCGACCAUUGAAAGACCUACCAGAGCCCGAUUUCCAGAAGACGAAGACAUCCCUGAUGAAAAGGUGGCAACACGUGUCGAGACUGGUUCGACACUUCUGGCAACGAUGGCACAUCAACUACUUGACCCAACUGCAGAACCGAACCAAACUUGAUCAAGCGAAGAACAUCGAACCUGGACAGGUGGUCGUGGUGCGCGACGAGAAUCUACCACCCCAAAGGUGGAUCCUAGGCCGAAUAGUCGAAACCUUCCCAGGACCGGACGGUAUAGUACGAGUCGCUGACAUCCGGACCCAAGACGGCAUAAUUCGACGAUCGAUUUCGAGAUUGUGUAUGUUGCCAAUCCAGGACAAUUUGGUGACACUACACACAACCAUCAAGACUGGGUCCCAGAACGUUUGAUUUUUUGGAAGGUUGCCUCCUUCCACCCUGGGGAGUAUGUUGAGGCAUUUACGGACGACCAAAUUAUAGCGAACCGAAAUCAUCACUUGACAGCGGUACCGUGCGUAUCGAACCGACAACACCAACACAUACGCACCCGCGUAUGGAAUG
Molecule: messenger RNA, 4431 nt
Organism: Uranotaenia lowii
Lineage: Eukaryota; Metazoa; Arthropoda; Insecta; Diptera; Culicidae
Exons: 2
Coding region: 289-4281 (1330 amino acids)
Biological process (GO): DNA integration
Molecular function (GO): nucleic acid binding
Source: RefSeq, a predicted model, not a curated record